AUGUGCCUGCGUUCUUCUAUCGACAGGUUCGCUAUCCCGUGCAUAUACGAAGUCGAAGGUAUUACCACCAUGCCGGUACCUGGUCGUCGCUGCCCCGCCUGCCUGGAGCGUGGAGAUACAGUAUGGGUCAUCCCCGGCAAAUGCUGCCCACAGUGUGGCACACCUGUCAAUUAG
Molecule: messenger RNA, 174 nt
Organism: Macroventuria anomochaeta
Lineage: Eukaryota; Fungi; Ascomycota; Dothideomycetes; Pleosporales; Didymellaceae
Exons: 2
Coding region: 1-174 (57 amino acids)
Source: RefSeq, a predicted model, not a curated record